UGCGCAUGGAUUUGAAGAGAUAGAAUACGCCAUAUUGAAUUCCCGUAGGAAACGGUUAGCGUUUUUUUUCCCCAGCUAGCGGUAUCAGGGGCCACUUUAUCUAUGGUCCUGAUUCGGUUUAAUGUUUAAAGACUUCUCUUCUUCGCAACCCCGGACAGUGCGGCGACAUUUGAACGGCCCAGGUAGUGGCGCAGAUUCACAACGGGCUCGCUAGUGAUACUUGUAGAGGGGUUACCGGAGAAAGAAGUUGAAUGGAUCCGAGGGUAGCUUGGAUUCAGCCCGAACAGAAAGGACCUGCGAACGCCUUAUGGAUGCACGUCUGGGAGACCUCUCAGGGAGUACGGACACUCUCCGCUCAGCACCAGCUUCACAAUCAAAACUACAACCAGUGCGUGAAUUACGCUGCGUUGGAUGUUUUAAAAAAUGUGGCGACCGCGGUGGCAUCGAGCAAGAGCAUUUGCGGCAGCACCGGUAACGUUCCUGCCAGCUUAAGCAGCAGCCAUCACAGCAUCAUGAACGGCACUACUAGUAUCAACGGCGCUGCGAUUUCCUCGCUGGGGAUAGCGCUGUCCAACGGGAACGUGUGUAACUCCUUCGCCACGGCAAACGCCGCUGAACCAGGUAAGGGCAGACCCCUGCCCCAGAAAACGGGAUCUGUCUCUUCGUCCUCCUCACAGGAAUCCGGGGCGGACAGCCCCCCUUCCAGCUGCUCACUUGAGAGGACUAUGGGAAGCAAUGUAACAAGCAACAUUAAUAAAAACGUCGGGGGUGCCAGUCUGUUUUUUAGCGUGAGGGACGGCGUGGACAAUAAUGUCAACCUCUACCACCCUCAUCUAACGUUACAGGAGCACCCGGCUUUUAAUUUACAGCAGGUUUACGUGAGGCGCCAUCAGGUACACCCCACUGCAUCUGUAAAUCACACACACAAUCACCAUCCAGGCCGAAGGAAAAGUGACAACAAAGCAAGCACUUAUGGGAUGAACUACUUGCUUUCAAACUGCACUAAUGGCAAUUAUGCGAGCACUUGGACACCCUGGAAGACAAGGAAGUACAACCCUGGCGUCCACGGACUCCACGAGGAGGUGAUGGACUUCUACAACUUCAUGUCUCCUCGGCCGGAGGAAGCCGCUAUGAGGAAAGAGGUGGUGGACCGGAUAGAGAUGAUCAUCAAGGAGCUGUGGCCCACUGCAGAUGUCCAAAUAUUUGGCAGCUUCAGCACAGGGCUGUACCUUCCAACAAGUGACAUUGACCUGGUGGUGUUUGGGAAGUGGGAGCGCCCGCCGCUGCAAGAACUGGAACAAGCUCUUCGCAAGCAUAACGUGGCGGAACCUUUCUCCAUUAAAGUGCUGGACAAGGCUACAGUGCCAAUCAUCAAGCUGACAGACCAGGAAACCGAGGUGAAGGUGGACAUCAGUUUCAAUGUGGAGACUGGAGUCAGGGCAGCAAGCUUAAUUAAAGAUUAUGUUAAGAUGUAUCCAGUGCUGCCUUACCUGAUCUUCGUUCUAAAGCAGUUUCUGCUGCAGAGAGAUCUAAACGAAGUUUUUACUGGCGGAAUCAGCUCUUACAGCCUCAUCCUCAUGGUCAUCAGCUUCCUACAGCUCCAUCCCCGUAUCGAUGCCCGAAACCCCAAUGAGAAUUUGGGCAUUUUGCUGAUCGAGUUCUUUGAGUUAUACGGCCGCCAUUUCAACUACUUGAAAACAGGGAUUCGCAUCAAAAAUGGAGGCGCGUACAUAGCCAAAGAGGAGAUCAUGAAGGCCAUGAUAAAUGGAUACAGACCAUCCAUGCUCUGCAUAGAGGACCCACUGCUCCCAGGUAAUGAUGUGGGGAGGGGUUCCUAUGGGGCCAUGAAUGUCAAGCAGGUGUUUGACUAUGCCUACACUGUCCUGAGUCAUGCCGUGUCCCCGCUGGCACAGUCGUAUCCCAACAAAGACUCUGAGAGCACCCUGGGCAGGAUAAUUAGGUUGACCCAGGAAGUGAUCGACUACAGGGAAUGGAUCAUUAAGAAGUGGGGGGGCAGGGAUCUGGCGCGAACUGACAACAGAGUUUCACCUCCCAAGGAGCCGGUGUCGGAGCAGGAGCCUUGCACGCUCGGCGGGGGCGGUGGUGGUGGUGGUGGUGUCGGAUCAGAGGAGCAGCAAAGGGACUCGGUGUCACCCCACAGCGCAGACUCCCCCAUGUCCAUCUCCAGCCCCCAGCAGCACUCUUCAGCCUCCUCUGUCUCCUCCCUGUCUGGAUCAGACAACGACUCUGAUUCAACGCUGCCGUGUCACGUCCCUCCACCUGCCCUGCCACAAUACCCGCCUCUUUCUUUCCCUCAUCUGGGCCUAGCUUUGCCACCAGGCCUCAGCAUGGGCACCGGCAAGCCCUGCAUGGGAGGACACCAUCUCCUCUUGCCUCCAGGCUCACAGGCUCGUGUCUCACUGCCCGGUGGUCUAGCAAUGCGCUCCAUACCUGGCAGACAGGUGUGUAUAGACACCGGGCUCCCCCCCUUCUUCCACAUGCCCCCCCAGCCAGCUCAUGCCCCUGCCCUCCAGCCCCCAGCCUCCGCCCAGCCCCCACUCCAGCAACCCACCCAAGAACGGAGCCAAGUUCAACGUGAAGGGCUUCCACAACCCGCCGCUGGUCAGCAACCCUGUCCUGCCUAACCGCGGACACACACACACCCACACGCACACGCACACACAGUAUCACCGCAACACUUGGCGACGCAGAAAGAGGGACAGCCUACCGGUUAGCCUCAGCAGAUAGAAACCCCCCCCCCCCCCCACGUUUUCUCCCUCUCCCCUCUGGCCCUUGGCUGGUCUCGGAGGAGGGACAGGCAGACCGAGGACCAGAGACCAGCAGUUUUCACUCUGGGGCUGCCGCCACACGGAGCAACAGCCCUCAGCUCGGCAUCUUCUUCCUACUAUCUCUACCUUUUCAUUACUGCAUGACUUUUGUUCAUUUUUUGUUUUCAGUAUUACGUUAAUUUCAGUAUUUCUCGGCCUGUCCCUGUUUAUCUUUGUUUGACUUGGUGGCGCUGCCACUUCCAAGUUCACUUGACCUCGUGUUGACCAUUGCAGCCAAGCUGGCUGUGGUUCAGUGUCAUUGUAUUUUUUUAAAUUUUUUUUUAUAUAUAUAUAUAUAUAUAUAUAUAUAUAUAUAUAUAUAUAAUAUAUUAUAUAUUAUAUAAUAUGUUUUACACUUAAAAAAACAAAUGGUUUCAUUUUGUGCAAUAAUGUUAAUUUUCUUUUUUGAAACGAAAGUAAAUGGUUAUUUAAUUUGUGUGCGUGUAUAUGUAAAGGCAUUUUUAUACAGUUGUUUUAUUUUUGUAGAGUUUUAAAAUUUUGUUUACAAAACCUUUCCCCAGGCAGCAUCUCUGGUAUGUAUGUGUGUGUGUGUUCCUCAGUUGUUGUUUCGGUGCGUGUGUGUGGGAGUGUGUGCGCCAGUCUGUUAUCAGGUUGAGAUGGACCCCAGUUCAAAAGCAGCCGCCCCUCCCCUCCCCUCCCCUCUCCUUCUCUUCCACUCUUCCCUCUUUACUUGUGCUGUUCUGUUUGAGAAAGAGAAGCAGGACCAGACAGGGGGACGGAGUUCUUAUCUUGAUAUUCCUUCCAUUUUUCUUCAUCUGUCCUGUGGUAAUGGGCGAGGUUAACUUGAAAUUCCUCCUGGAAGUUUUUAUUCCUCAGUCCAGUUAGUCUUAAGACGUCAUGGAGGAGAAGUGGGGGAAUGGAAAGUGCACCCUGGGAUAUCCUGAGAAACAGGAUGUAAUUCUGUUUGGGCCUAGAAGAGCAGAGCAGCUCCUGAGCAGAUCGAGUUUUAGCAGUGCCACCUCGAGAUUGUGUGUCGUGUGUGUAUAUCUCCGUAUGUGUGUGUCCCUGUUAUGGGACGGUACUGUUGCCAUAUUGUGUCGGUCUGGGGAAGGCUGGUAGUGGCCUGCUAGUUUUCUCUCCACUGGAGAUUUUAAAAGGAAAGCCUCCAGACAGUGCAGGAUGUUGGUCUUAAGGGCCUGUUCUGUUAGACAAAUAGUGCGUUUUCAUUUUUGUGCUCAUCUCUUUUUAUUACAUGUAGUAGGAGGGUUGGGCCAAGAAGGCAACAGCGUACAUCUGACUUGAAUUUGAAGAUCAAGACUAGGGUGAGAGGGCUGAAAGCCACUGAUUCCAGGUAUGGAGAAAUCCUCAGUCUGUCUAGGACGUCGUCAUGGAAAUCUGAUCCCAGGGCUCAGGUCAACUCUUGCCCGAAGCUGAAAAUCAGUGUAGACCAACGCUAAGAUGCUCAGCGAUAAGGUUUUCUCCUUUUUACGGUCCUGGACAAAGGAAAAGGAGGGAAGUGUGGGGGGGGUCUUCCUGAACCAAGGACCCUAGUGAAAGGGAAUUAUAUUUUGAUUCCAUUCAGGAAUCUCGUGUGUAUUUGAUUGCCAGGUACUUCCGCUAAUUGUUUGCAAUGCCUUUCUUUGUGUUUACUUGGAGUGUGUGUACGUCGUUUUCCGCGAGCACACGGUGUCACAAAUGCACACACACUCACAGACAGGACUGUCGAAGGCUGUGCCUCACCCAGAACACUACACACGCUGGUGUUAUUACUAUGCAAGUGGAUUAUUCAAAUUAUUGUGUCAACUCAUGUCUUUCUGUUGUUGUUUUUUGUUUGUUGUUGUUGUUGUUGUUGUUUUUUUUGAAUGACAAACACUGCUUGUUGGACUGAAGUAAUGUUAAUGACUUUCAAGACUCGCGAGCCAAGUCAUGUGAACUACAAGUCCGCCACCCCCCCACUCUGCCACCCCCCACCCCUUGUAUUUGUAUGAAGGUCCUGAUAUGUUUCAAGGUCUAGUUUUCUACAUUUAUCAGUCAAAUGUAAGGAAUGGGGGAUGUUAAUGUCAAUGGUUGGGUGUGUGUAGUGUGUGACAGCGCAAGGUGUGUGUGUGAGAAAGUAUCGAGACUCAUGCCUUGCCUUCACAGGUUUUUAAUCCGACGCCCGGCGGUUCAUGAGCCAAGUGCACUCAGAGAGCGCCUUGCACUCUGCAGGUGCACUUCAGAAGGGGCCGAAGUGUCCACCAACAAUUCUCUACCUUUUACUGAGACUCUGUUAAGUACUGCUACGCUAUUUUAAGUUUCCUUUUUCUUUAAAACCAUCGCAACUCUGAUCCCUCAGUCAAAACUGCACCUGGCAUCAAUUCAAUCUCAGAUGAAGGGGUUCUGUUUGGGCCCCUUGUCUUACAGGCAGUGCAGAUUAUGAGCUAAUUGUCACCUCCAGCUAGUGAAAUCUCUUUCACGUUUUAAUGAUUUGACCCACAAAAAAAAAU
Etheostoma spectabile (orangethroat darter) is the source of this 5275-nucleotide messenger RNA. RefSeq names its product terminal nucleotidyltransferase 4A (gene tent4a). Gene Ontology annotation, cellular component: nucleolus; TRAMP complex. Gene Ontology annotation, biological process: polyadenylation-dependent ncRNA catabolic process; RNA 3'-end processing. Bases 252 to 2645 code for a protein of 797 amino acids. NCBI's taxonomy places the organism in Eukaryota, Metazoa, Chordata, Actinopteri, Perciformes, Percidae. Gene Ontology annotation, molecular function: poly(A) RNA polymerase activity; mRNA binding. The transcript is spliced from 13 exons. The record is from RefSeq and is a predicted model, not a curated record.